UUUCAGGUUGGCUGCUUCCUUGGCUUCCUUAGUAAAAGGGGAGGUAUAAGGCAAAUACUUGAUAGAAAAUGGAAUGGAAGUUUGAACUGGAAAUAGCUAAAUAGGAGAACUUGACCUUUACUCGGGACACAGAAAGUCAACCAGCUGAUGACUCCAAACUAGCUGCCAUUUUCAGGUCAUUCGAGGCAUCUCGCUAAAUUGUGUGUUGCUCCUGCAAGUUGUAUGAGUAAGCCUGCUUUAUUCGCCUAUUAAUUCCCAUCUGGAAUGGACGAACGCUUUGUCCUGUGCUGUCUAGUGGUGGAAUAUAAAUCAUGAUGGCUGAUGGCUGUUGCAAAGGAAUGGAAAGAGGCAGGGGUAAGAUUGCAUCAGACUCUUUACCAAGACAUGCAUUUCCUCAGCAAUAUGUUCAGACCUGGUCACAGCAGCAAGGAAAUGACAUCCAGGAAUUAGCUUCCAAACGCGUCGACAUCCAGAAGAAACGCUUCUAUCUGGAUGUCAAGCAGAGUGUACGCGGCCGUUUCCUCAAAAUAGCAGAGGUGUGGAUAGGAAGGGGCCGUCAUGAUAACAUCAGAAAGAGCAAGCUGACGUUGUCUAUGUCGAUGGCUCCCGCUCUACGCUACUGUCUGGGAGACUUUAUAGAUUAUUACGCCCGCAUUGGACUGCGGGGAGGGCUGGCGCCUCCGCAGGUCGACGAGCACAGUAACAAUGGUCAGGGCCGCGGGAAUGACUCCCGCAAAAGAGCGCAGGAGCAGCACACGACCCUGUCUCCCACCGGCUCGGCCGUGUCCGACGAUCACGCACACCGUGUCCUCAAGAGCGAAUUUAUUGAGAGAGACAACAGAAAGUACUUUCUGGACCUAAAAGAGAACCAGAGAGGUAGGUUCCUCCGCAUACGACAGACUGUGAGCAAAGGACACGGCACAAUGGGCUACUAUGGCCAGGGCAUCGAACAGACCAUAGUGCUACCCGCACAGGGGCUUAUUGAGUUUAGAGACGCUCUGUCACAGCUCAUUGAAGACUACGGGGACGAAGAGAGCGACGACCGCGGCCGAGCAGGGUCCAGGAAUCGCAACGAUAAUCCCGAGCUUCCAGAGGCUGCAUCUUUCCGAGUGGACAACAAAAGGUUUUACUUUGACGUGGGUUCAAACCGGUACGGCAUCUUUUUAAAAAUUAGUGAAGUGCGCCAGCCGUAUAGAAACACCAUCACAGUUCCCCUGAAAGCCUGGGCCAGAUUUGGAGAGAAUUUCAUCAGGUAUGAGGAGGAGAUGCGACGAAUCUUUUCUUGUCAUAAAGAGAAGAGGACAGACGGCCGGCAGGACAGUGAGGAGCAGGAGGACUGACCUUCACGGUACUUUUGCAUGUAGCCUAGAUUAGGGAUUCAGUUAAUGAUGAACAUUUUUUGUCCAGAUGUGAUAGUAACAUGACGUACUGUAUGUGCCCCUACCAUAUUACCCAGAUGCCAUGUACUUCAUGAACUUUUCAGUUUAUUUGCCAAGGGCUGGUAAACUCCAAACUUUAACAUGCCAAGAAGUCAGUCGUCCUCUCCUCAGUGCUGUUUGAUGCAUUUCAGUGCCAUCCCCGGACUCCCCCCCCCCACCACACACAUACGUAGCUUGUCAUUUCAGGGGUGCACUGUACAAUAACGUAAACUUUAACUAUAAGUUAAGGUGACACUAUUGGUAUCUUUUAAUAUUUUGCCCCCAAAGCAAUAUGGUUAACAGUUUUAUAAGACACAACUGUGCAGAAAGUCUGUCACCUUAGAUGAACUGCCAUAAUGUGUUCAGCAGAGUUUGGUUUUUGUGAAAAGUACAAUGUAAGAAAUGAUACAAAAGAAAAAUAUUACUCUUUAUUAAUGAAGAGAAUACCUCAUAUAUUGCACAUGAUUGGUUGCUGGGCCUCCAGCUAGCAAAUAAACCCCAAGCUUGAACUUAAUGUGCAAUACACAUGAGCAGCAUUAUCGAACACCUGCAACCCAACUGGACAAAUGGAGAAGAAGUUCAAUUACAGGAAUCAGGAUGGAUGUUAGGUUUCUUUUAAUUGCUACUUUUGUUGAAUAACAAACGGUGGCUCUGGGAAAUGAGUGUUGUAAUAGAGGAAUGCUGCUUAGACUUGAAAAGAAAAGAAAACACACACACACACACACACACACACACACACACACACACACACACACACACACACACACACACACACACACACACACACACACAUUGCGACAUUCAUCAUAUACUGCUGGUGUGUGCUGCCUUUUCAGUGGUCCAGUUAGUACCUUUACUGGAAGUUUGUCAUUCAUUUUAACAGUUUCAGUUUAUGUUGCCACAUGUGAGACACAGAAGAUGUUGCUUUGCACAUCAAUGAUAAUGCUGGCAAAAAUGAACUCAAACGCUUUCAUUUUAGUGACACAGCUCGUUCUGCAGUGCAGUGCUUUAGGCCAAUCAAAUAUGUGCAAAUGACCGGACUAGAAUACCCUGCAAUGUGUUAAAUGUAGCACUGUGCUGAUUUGCUGCUUACCUCGCCAGCAUCACAAUGAGGGGAGACAUGUUGUGCUGUAGAAGCCUGCUUUAAACAAGUGCAAGGACACUACGUGAUGGCCUGGUUUGUGAUAAGCCUCCACACUGGAGUCAGUAUGUAUUCAUUCACAAAAGUAGGAGAGGCAAAAGGAUUUAAAAAAACUUUAUAGGUACUGCAGUCUAGCGCCAGUGAUUCUAUCCAACACAAGCACUUUGUCUACAUACACAAGAGUGUUUGUCUUGUGCAGAUGAUAUUUGUCUUAGUCAGCUAAUUCAGAUUCAUACACUAUAAUUUUAGUUGAUUACUAGCUUUGAAACUUAAACAGUUGAAAAAGAACUGGCUUGUAGAAUUGCUGACUGAAUAGGUCACUUUAUGAAUAAAUAUAUUUACUGUAAGAGCACUUGGAGUGGUAAAUAAAACUAGAAAAUAGCUAUAUAAAUGCAGGUCCAUUCACCAAUCCAAAAAUACAGCUUGAACAGAAGAAUUAAGACACACAGAUCUCGAAAGAGUAAUUGUGUCACAGGAGUUACAGUAUUUAUACUAUAUCCUAAUUAUACCCUAAUACUCAAAUUUACACACUAUGUUGUCAGAAGGAAAGGUAUUUUACAUGUGUUCUGCUGAACACAAGAUGGUCAGAUGCUCUGUUUAGUGGCUGCUCCUUCAGUGCCUGCACUGCUAUACAUAAAGCAUUUGACAGAGCCUGAAGUCAUACACAGCCACGAAAAAAUAGACGUGAAGUGAGAAAAGAUGCCCCAGGGUGCACGACUGCUGCGAGUGUUGCUGUUUUUUUCACAUGAAUUUGAAGCAUACAGCACUGAUGGUAGAUAAGCACUAAACUCAGAGAGACGAGGUCUCCUGGAUGAACAUGCCUCUCUUAUAACCAAGCCGUUUCUACUAAUUAUAAACACUUUGGAAAAAAGAAUCACUCCUUCUUAUUUUCAGUAUUUAUUUGUAGUACGAGGAGGUAAAAUGUUAUUUAGGUAAUCUGUUUCUGUCAUCUCAGGAGUCCUGUGAUUUAUCUUGCAGGACCUCAGUGUACUGAUUUCCAGUUUAGGAACUACUGGUAUAAAUGUUCCCAAUGCUAGCUGAAUAGUUUUGACUUUAAUUUUUUUGCAGCUGUGCAAAAUAAAGAGCAUUUUAUGCUAUUUUAAUAAACGCCCCUAAAAAAUCUUUACACAGGAAAAAAAAGUAAUAAAAUCAAACAUAAAAGUUUGUCCCUUAUGUGAUACCUUAGGUACUGUGCUGCUUAAUGUUUUAUUUUUUACAUUAUGUGGUGCUAUGGAAAUGUUUUGACACAUUUUUUUGUGAGGUUGUUGUUACCCAGUUUUCAGUAUUACAGCUCAGGUCUGUAUUUUUUAGCAUGAUGUAAAAAGAUUAAGGUCAAGGUACAAACUGGGUUUAUUACCUUCACGUCAGCAAACACCUCCGUACUUACUGGUAAAAUGGGAGUGUUGGCAUAGAAAGGGCUCAACAUCCAGCUCAAAUGGGUCUAUAAACCAUCUUUAUACCAUUAUGCUUGUUUCUGCAGAACCGUGUAGUUUACCUUUCCAGCAAGUGAUGAAGUUGUGUGAAAGUGUAAAUGUCUUGUGCGUUCUUUUUGACUUUGAGUCCUUAAAAUCCAUCCAAGUGCUGCUACUUCAUUUAAGCUCGGAUGGCAUUUCGCUGUACAUUUAGCUACGUUUGUACUCUGUGACCAGUGUAAAAGCAGAGCUGGUCACGCUGACCAAGAGCCCAAGCCAGACUUUGACUUAAGCAUCAUACAACUGCAUUUAUUGUUGUGCUGCUCAAACCUUUGAUUCAGUGUAAGGCGACAACCUGGAUUCCACUUCAGUGAAAUGAUUUCAGUUUUGAUUUACAGAAACUCAGUAGACCCUCCAAUAAAACUGAUUUAUGUGUAGUACACAAAAUACAGUAUGUAAAUAAUAGCUGUGGUGAGAGCAAGACAUAGAUCAACCUCUGUGUCUGUUUUUAAAAAAAGCUGAAAGAUACCUUUAAAAACAUAAACUCCAUCCAUCCAUCCAUCCAUCCAUCCAUCCAUCUUCUUCCUCCAUCCAAGUCAGGGUUCGGGGGGGCGACAACCAGAGAGAGAGAGACAGGCAACCAUUCACACCUGCGGGCAAUUUAGAAUCACCCCACUAACCCCACCUAACUGCAAGAAUAAACUCAACAAGUUGAAUAGAAUCAGUUAGUACUUGCUAAUCUUUAUGUGAAUUAUUUAAUUGAAGUAGCUUUUGUUCGCUUAUAGUACCACUGAAAACUGAUUCAUUAUUUUACUGUGAGUGAAAAUAUAAUUUCUGUUAUAAUUUCUAACAGGAGCAAAUUAGAAGGGCAGCUUUAUAAGAAAAGUAGUUGACGUUACAGUUGAGGUACAUCCUUUGAGAUUAGAUAGUAUUCAUGAAGUACAGGUCCUAAUAAUCUAAAUUACUUUGACUCUUGAUGUAUUGGUGGAAAUUUUUUCGCUGAAGUGUGCAACUUUUGAAAUUAUCAUGAAGGAAGUCGGACUUCCCAGCAGCUGCUGAUGCAGAUGUGGGGAGGUUGAGGGCAUAUCUAAACGGGAACAAGUUAAAGAUACAUAUGUGAUACGUCACAUGUCUGAUUUGGGCUCUUUGUCUCAGUGCAGCUGUCAUCUCUGUUCAGUGGAUUUGAGAUUUAAUGAAACAAGGAGGGGGCAAAAAAAGCAAAACAUGUUUAAAAAUGAUUUAAAAAAGAGUGUUAACAUUUUUGUAGUUUUAGUAGCCGAUUCUUGUAAUGCCUUUAGUGCUUGAAAAGCACAGGACUAGUUGGGUUUGGUGUGUGUUGUACAGUCUGGUGAAGAGUGUGAGUUGUUUUAUUUUCCUACAAAUGGCAAAAUAUAUAUUAACUGGGUACAAUUCAAAGCACAGUUUAUUUUGAAAAUUAAUUGAAAUGAAAAGAUUUAAUUAACUUAUUACAGUAAAGCAUUGAUUGUCACUGAAUUAGGCAAAUUUUCUCAUCAUCAAUGACUUUAUGUUGAAGGUGGAAUGUGACAUCCUUUAAAGUUAUAGUGGAUAUUUCUUUCAUAAAUUCCAAAAUGAAUAGCACUUUAAAUAAAAGCUGCACUUUCGUUCUGCUGCUUUGUAAUCAGUUGACAUAGAGGGACCAUUUCUAGCUAUGCCUUUGGUGUAAAGUGACAAUCAUGGUUCCCUGUUAAAGAAUCUGAUGAGCUGUGCUUAAAAAUUCCCAUCAGUGUCUGUGUUGGUGUUUGACAGCUUCUUAUUGAGGAGACACUCUGGAGUUUUACAUCUGUAUGUGUAUAUUCAUGCUACCGCCAUAUAACAGUCACCAUAUGUACUGAGACUCUAGAGUCUCACAGAAUCAUGUGAAAUUAAAUGGUCAUGUCAACAUAAUUCUAUUAUGUUGACAUGAACAGUGUGACGAUAACUGUACUUGAACAGAAAACUACUGGUUAAAAAAGAAUGUCAAGUAUUGUUAUAAUUGUUAUUUUGAAUGACAAUUGACACAUCAAAAUAUUUCAGUGGUAUCCUUUUGUCGGGGCACUGAGUCACUUGAAAAGUGAAAAACCUUUUUUAAAUUUUACACCUGUGUUGAAUUAUGCUACAGUCUGGUUUAAACUAGGCUGUAGCAUGAGUAAUGUGCACGGGGUGCGCUGUAGAGCUUCUCUAUAGCAUAGUUUAUUCUGUUAUUAUUCUAAUUGCAUUAGAAUCACUAACAUGGUGAUGAAAAAGAAUGAAGUAAAUUUGGCAACUUUUGCAGUUAACAUCUGUCAGACAACCUUAUUCACCCCAUCAGCUUUCAGCUCAUUUAUGCAUAAAACAAACAUGAAAAUCUACUAAAACAGCAAAGAUAUGUGUGAAACAGACAUAAUUAGCAUUAAAGACUAGAUAGAUCUAGAAAGUGAUUGGCUUUUAGUUUUGUUUUAUAGUUGAUAAUUACUCUUUUUUUAAUUUUUCCUAGAAUUGGUUCCAGAGGACAUAGUUCAUAGGUACAUUAUUUAUAAAUGAUUAAAGUACAGUAAAUAAACUGUUUAACAGGCGGAUAUGAGAGGUUAUAGAUUCCUGACAUUCCUCACAGAAAAUAGCUGCUGUGGUCAGCUUGUCUUCAGUGACAGUGGGGGCCAGAUUUAAUAGUUUUUAUGUUUUUAAUCUUCUAUGUUAAGUAUAUUGAGUUUACAUGUAAUGAAAUGUGCUAUAUAAAAAAAAAUUGCCAUCGAUAGAGUGAAAAAUGGAAAAAAAACAAAAACGAUUAUUUCAGUGCAACUGAACUUGGCUUCUUUAAUGUGUAAUAAUGCAGUGUAUCCAACAUUUGAGACACAAAUAAAAAGCAAAGGAAACAAAAAAGGUCCAACUUUGUUCACAAACUUUCACUUCUUGAGUCCAGUUUGACAGCUAGCUGAGGAAGACCAUGACACUACGUGACAACUCGAUACAUUAAAUUAGCGUGAUUCUUUUUGUGUGUUUCCAAGGUUAAGAGUGAGAUUUUCUUGUCCAAAUUAUGUGUUGUCAGUCUUGCCCUGAAUACGAUGUUUUCAUUAUAACACGUUAUGCUUUUGUCAGAACCACAGUCUGAAGUAUGAAAGCACAAGAAGCAUCUUAUGCAGCUGUAUUUGACCACUUUGAGUACAAAAGCACUACAUAUGUACAAGUCUGUUUAUCAUUUACCACAUGUGCUCUUCAUUGUCAGGCAGGUGUCAUCCCAUAGAAAAUCAGUCAAAACUGAAAAAAAAAUGACACACUCAGAAUAAGCUGAUCUUUAUGUUUUUUUUUUUUUUAAAUGAAACUACUUUCAUACUAUGAAUAUUCUCAAAGGUAUAAUCUGUUUAAGUACAUGGGUUGGGUCCAGUACUUUUAAUUAGCAGUUUUUUUUUUCCCAUAAUGUUUGAGCCCACAUAACUUCACAAGUACAGCACAAGAAAUGUUCAUUUAGGCUCUGGUAAAAACUGUGGCUUAAUUCAAUUCAGUUUUAUUUAUAUCACAACAAACAGUCGCCUCAAGGCUCUUUAUAUUGUAGGUAAAGACGCUACAAUAAUGCAGAAAAAACCCAACAGU
This is a messenger RNA of Archocentrus centrarchus (flier cichlid), 7535 nucleotides long. It is a transcript of the gene purg, whose product is annotated as purine-rich element binding protein G. NCBI's taxonomy places the organism in Eukaryota, Metazoa, Chordata, Actinopteri, Cichliformes, Cichlidae. The transcript has a single exon. The record is from RefSeq and is a predicted model, not a curated record. Gene Ontology annotation, cellular component: nucleus. Gene Ontology annotation, biological process: regulation of transcription by RNA polymerase II. Gene Ontology annotation, molecular function: DNA-binding transcription factor activity, RNA polymerase II-specific; RNA polymerase II transcription regulatory region sequence-specific DNA binding; purine-rich negative regulatory element binding. The coding region runs from base 312 to 1340 and encodes 342 amino acids.